AAAAAUACAUAGGAAGUAUUUAGUACUCUCUCUCUCUCUCCCCCCAAUUAUUUUAUCAUUUCAACAAAAAGAUCAACUCCUUAUAGUCUUAGACAAAAAAAAGUCUCAUUUUCAGUUUCAGCUCACGGAGCAGAGCUUACCGUCUCUUGAAAUGAGCUUCUCUGCCUUCUUCAACUUAGGGUGUCUUCUACGAAUGACACACUGGUUCAAUAUUUCUUCAGUACUCUAGGAGAUUUUGCAGAACUCUUGGGUUUUUAUUGACAUUUAUGGAUUUUGGGGUGGUGGGUUUAGAUGGGUUGGUGGGUUCAGACACCACCAGUAGUAGUUUUGCUUCUCUUGCUUCAGAUCCUGAGACAAAGCAUAAGUGGUACGGAUCUGGGCUGAGCAAGCAAGAAAGAUCUGGUACUGCCAUUGAAGAUGAUUGGAGGAGCUCAAAACUGGUCAAAACUGAUCAAGAUUUCUCAUCUUCCAAGCCACAACAGCAGCAGAUGCUGAGUUUCUCUUCCCCCCAAACUGAAGCUUUCUCUUUUGGGAGGACUUCACAAAAUGCAACUACAUUGCCUUACUUUCAACUCACUUCUUCUCCUGCUUAUAAUAGAAAUACAGGUUACAGUGCUUUGGGAUACAAUGGUGCAAAUAUGCAUGGGGUUCUAGCUGGGGUUAGAGGGCCAUUUACCCCAUCUCAAUGGAUGGAGCUGGAACAUCAGGCUCUGAUCUACAAAUACAUUACUGCAAAUGUGUCUGUCCCUUCCAAUCUGCUUAUACCCAUAAGAAAAGCCCUUGAAUCUGCUGGGUUCUCAAGCUUUUCAGGUGGCCUUCUCAGACCCAAUGCAUUGGGAUGGGGAACUUUCCAUUUGGGAUUCUCGAACAACACUGACCCUGAGCCUGGACGGUGUAGGAGGACAGAUGGGAAGAAAUGGCGGUGCUCUAGAGAUGCAGUUGCCGACCAGAAAUACUGUGAGCGGCACAUUAACAGGGGCCGCCAUCGUUCAAGAAAGCCUGUGGAAGGCCAGACUGGCCAUUCCGUUGCUGCAACCACUAACAUUACGAAGCUCACACCCACGACUGCCUCCUCUUCGGUGGUGGUGGGGUCUAAUGGCAGCGGCACACCUAACGGUCUAGCAGUUGUGAGCCAACUGCAGCUCAAAAACUUGCAGCCCGGUGCACCUACUCUCUCUGCUGCAACUCCUUUUAACAGGACAUAUCCGAACAAAGAAAAGGUGGGUGACCAAAUGCAAGGUAACUCAGGCCUCUCCAUGCUAUCCGCUCCUGUUGAUCUCAAGUCUAAAGAAAAUCCAUUUUUGAUUUCGAGACAACAAACCUCGUAUGAAGGAUCACAAACUGAAUUUGGACUUGUCACCUCCAACUCCCUUCUGAACCCUUCAAAUGAAGGAUCUUCCUUAAUGAGCUGCACAAGUUUUGGUUCUUCUCAAGCAUUGGCCGACAAAAGCAGCGAAUCCCAACGUUCCCUUCAUCAAUUCAUGGAUGAUUGGCCUAAAAACCAGUCUGAUCGUUCUUCGAUUACCUGGCCUGCAUUUGAUGUGCAAUCAGAUAGAACACAGCUCUCUAUUUCUAUCCCCAUGGCUUCAGAUUUCACAUCCUCAACUUCGUCUCCUAAUAAUGAGAAAGUUACUCUUUCUCCUCUCAGAUUAUCACGAGAGUUCGACCCAAUACAGAUGGGAUUAGGAGUUGGUACUGUCCUUCAUGAACAAAACAUUAGGCAAGCAAAUUGGAUUCCCAUAUCGUGGGAAUCUUCCAUGGGAGGACCACUUGGAGAGGUUUUGCACCAUACCAGUAACAGUGCUGCUGACAGCAAGAAUUCAUCAGCACUUAACCUUAUGACCGAGGGCUGGGACAGCAGUCCUCGGAUGGGAUCAUCUCCUACUGGGGUGCUGCAAAGGACAACAUUCAAUUCACUUUCUAAUAGCAGUGCGGGGAGCAGCCCAAGAACUGAGAUCAACAACAAGACCGAACGAACUAACAUGUCUAAUGACCUUAUUGGCUCCACUGUUUUGCACUCAAUGCCAGCCAUGUAACCCUUUCUGACCUACCAAGAAAUCUCUUGCAGAAGAUAAGCUUAAUUAUUCGUGCCUUUUAAUCCGUUUGCUAAACAUGAAACAAUUAGCUUUGGAGUUGUUUUGUUUUUCCAGAAUUUUAUUUUGAGCUUAAUUUUAUAUUAUGUAUCUCCUCC
Tripterygium wilfordii is the source of this 2191-nucleotide messenger RNA. Its product is annotated as growth-regulating factor 1-like. Gene Ontology annotation, biological process: developmental process; DNA-templated transcription; regulation of DNA-templated transcription. The coding region runs from base 267 to 2036 and encodes 589 amino acids. NCBI's taxonomy places the organism in Eukaryota, Viridiplantae, Streptophyta, Magnoliopsida, Celastrales, Celastraceae. The record is from RefSeq and is a predicted model, not a curated record. Gene Ontology annotation, cellular component: nucleus. The transcript is spliced from 5 exons. Gene Ontology annotation, molecular function: ATP binding.